AUGAAGUCACAGUACGGAGUAGAGAGAGCAAGAGUGGAAGUGCGGAGAGACGGCCCUUUGGGCAACAAACAAGGAAAAAAAAAAAAAAAAAAAAAAAAGGACGAAGCAGAAGACGAGGAAGAAAAAGCAAGCAGCCAGGCGAGCGAGCGAGACGGCGAUGAUGAUGAUGAUGAUGAUGGUGGUGGAAGUGAAGUGAAUGAAGAAUCAACCAGGACGGGCUCCUCCAAUAAAGACGGCUGGCCGGCGAUGACUUACAGCCCUUCCCGCCUGCAGAUAAUCAAAUCACAGCGCGCUACGCAGAGAAGAGCGAAAUCCGACCUGUCCAAGAGUCAAAGAGUUUGGGCUUUGAUACAAUUGACUUUUCACGGAUCCACGGGUGAGGGAGCAGGAGAAAAGGACGAGGCCAGAGGCUGGGACGGGAUCAGGGGCAAAGGCAGCGGCGGCCAGGGACAGGAACGGGACCUGAGACAUGGAGACGAGGAGACGAGGAGACGCAGGAGACGCAGAAAGAGACGACGAUGCUGGACGAUGGAGGUCGUUGGAGAUGCGUCUCCCGCGUACGACAGACUCUCCCCUCUCCGGCGUCAAGCGUCUUACCCAGGCGACGUUGGACAGGACGAAGACGAGGGACAGGAGACAGAGACGGGACAGCAAGGAGGGAGACAGCGUGGUACGAUGAUGCAGAGAGUGCAUCAGGAGCAGGGCAGAGAGAUGUCACCAGCAGCAGCAUCAUCCAGCAGCGUCCUCCCACGAUCUGCCCACGAGUUAUCCACGAGUAGGCAGGCCAUGGGCAAGCCAGAGACGAGACAAGCCUGA
Molecule: messenger RNA, 816 nt
Organism: Trichophyton verrucosum HKI 0517
Lineage: Eukaryota; Fungi; Ascomycota; Eurotiomycetes; Onygenales; Arthrodermataceae
Exons: 3
Coding region: 1-816 (271 amino acids)
Source: RefSeq, a predicted model, not a curated record